Messenger RNA from Penicillium riverlandense, 1212 nucleotides. RefSeq names its product putative proline racemase. The coding region runs from base 1 to 1212 and encodes 403 amino acids. NCBI's taxonomy places the organism in Eukaryota, Fungi, Ascomycota, Eurotiomycetes, Eurotiales, Aspergillaceae. The record is from RefSeq and is a predicted model, not a curated record. The transcript has a single exon. Gene Ontology annotation, molecular function: hydro-lyase activity.
AUGGAUAUACAUCGUCAGAUCUGUAGCUCUGGCCAGCAAGGCGCCAUCCAUUGUAUUGACAUGCACACCACCGGCGAGCCCACACGUAUCAUUAUGAGCGGGUUUCCCAGCCUGAAAGGCGCGCUUUUGGAGCAACGUGAAGCAUACCGGAGAGACCACGACCGAUGGCGCAGGGUAGCUAUGCUUGAACCACGAGGCCACGAGGGCAUGUACGGUGCGCUCAUCGUGCGCGACUCGGAGCUCAUAGCCUCUGGCGAAGCGCACAUCGCCGUCCUGUACCUGCACAAUGAGGGCUACUCGACCAUGUGCGGCCAUGCCGCGAUUGCGAUGGGCCGAUUCCUGGUCGACACCCACGACCCUAACGUCUUUCCUCUGCGUCACAGUCUCCCCUUUGACCCUACUACUGAGACAACCACUGUCAAUCUUCAUACGCCGUGCGGAAUCAACCGACUGACGGUGCCGACGACGUCCGAUGGUCGCUCGGCAGACAGCUCGCGGCCGGUGUCCUUCCUGUCCGUGCCAUCCUUUGCAGGAGCACUGGACGUGAGGGUCGAGAUUCCGCUUGAGAAGCGCUGGCCGGAGUUACAAGGCCGCACCUCGGUGACAGUCGAUCUGUCUUACGGUGGGGCCUGGUACUGCAUGGUUGGCGCGCAGGAGCUCGGGUUCCGCGCGGGGCUGAAGGCGUUGGACAUGAAGAUGUACGAUCGGAUCACAUCCAUCAUCAAGGCGGAGAUCGUGAAUACGCUCGAGUUGCGCAACCAGAUCUCCGUCCCGUCCGCUAUGGACACCGAAUUCGAUUUGUACGGCGUCAUGGUGGUCGACCGAGUCAACGCCGCCCCGGUGCCGGGCGUCGACAGCGUCGAGACCGGACUGUGCUUCUUCGCAAGUCAACAAAUUGACCGGUCGCCUACGGGAGGCUGCGUUGCGGCGCGUAUGGCCCUCGCCCACGCCAAGCAGGAGAGCAAAUUGGGGGAGCGCCAGGCUUUCCACUCUUUUGUGUCUAACGCGUAUGCCGGCCAAGGAGCAUUCGUGGGCUCGAACGUCGAGGAGGUUGACAUCGCCGGAGGUUAUGGCAUCUCUGCCAAGGGCGUGGUGGUACGGAUUGAGGGAUACGGCUAUUACACUGGCGCCUGCACUUUCCUGACGGAACCGAUGGACCCGAUUGCGGAUGGCUUUUCGGUCAGGGAGAUCGAGAUGGCAUCUACACAGUGA